AUGACCCUCACAGCUGGAGUGUCAAUGGUUCAUCCUCUUUUUGUAUGCAAGACUCAGUGGUACGAUCGAGACAACCCUAGCGGAACUGGAGACUUUGAGGUACUUGAGAAACUCUACCUCGAACACCCAAAUGAAAUCUGCUCAUUUCCGCUCGACAUUGAGGUCCAAACUGUCGCUGGAAAUACUGUGGCUUCAACAGGAGAUGUCAUUGCUGUAGUGGAUGCAACUACUGGGUUCAUCUGUAAAAAUGCUGACCAGAAGAGUGGAUAUUGCUCAGAUUAUAAAGUUCGUUUCAUAUGUCCCAUCGCUUUCUGCAAAGAACACGAAUGCUGGACUCAAUGGUUUGAUCAAGACAACCCCUCUGGUACUGGAGACUAUGAAACUCUUUCCAAACUGCACAAAGAAAACCCAGGGAAGAUCUGCAAACAGCCAGUUCAGAUUGAGGUCAAAACUACAUCUGGAGCCAGUGUUGGUUCAACAGGCAAUGUGAUUCAUGCAUCUGACACGCAAACUGGAUUUAUUUGUUUAAAUCGUGACCAGCCACAGAACGGUCGUUGUGCAGAUUUUAAAGUUCGUUUCUCGUGCCCCGUUGAAUUCUGCAAACCAAAAGUAUGCAAGACUCCAUGGUACGAUCGAGACAACCCUAGCGGGACCGGAGACUUCGAGAUACUUGAGAAACUCUACCUUGAACACCCAAAUGAAAUCUGCUCUUUUCCACUGGACAUUGAGGUCCAAACGGUCGCUGGAAAUACUGUGGCUUCAACAGGAGAUGUCAUUAAUGCGUAA
Phycodurus eques (leafy seadragon) is the source of this 786-nucleotide messenger RNA. It is a transcript of the gene muc5.7, whose product is annotated as mucin-5AC. Bases 1 to 786 code for a protein of 261 amino acids. The transcript has 6 exons. Lineage: Eukaryota; Metazoa; Chordata; Actinopteri; Syngnathiformes; Syngnathidae. The record is from RefSeq and is a predicted model, not a curated record.